AUGAACAUGACCGAUGCAACAUGGGCAAACAAUGCCAGGGACCCAGAUGGGGAUGGAAAAUCGCCUUGUCUUGCUGGCACUGCUGCUGUCAUCUAUUACUGCAUCCUGCUGUGUGUGGGUCUACCAGUGAACAUUUUGGCUGCCAUUGCGCUCACCCGCCUGGCUGCCCGCACCAAGAAAUCCUCCUAUUGGUACCUCCUGGCCCUCACGGGAUCCGACAUUAUGACCCAGGUCUUUGUCGUCUUCGCGGGCUUCAUUGUGCAGGCGGCCAUCUUGGGCCGCGAGGUUCCGGGCGCCUUUACCCUCACCAUCAACGUGCUGCAGUUCACAGCCAAUCAUGCCUCCAUCUGGGUGACUGUCCUGCUCACUGUGGACCGUUACGUGGCCCUCUGCCACCCACUGCAGUACAGGGCUGUGUCUUACCCAGGGCGCACCCGGAAGAUCAUUGGCGCCGUUUUUGCAGUAUCGUUGGCCACCGGGAUCCCCUUCUACGGGUGGCUGGAUGUUUGGCAUGAUGCCUACCCACCCACCACCAUGGACAAGGUCCUGAAAUGGCUCCACUGCUUCCUCAUCUACUUCAUCCCCUGUAGUAUUUUCCUGGUGACGAAUUCUGUGAUCAUCUACAAGCUCAAGCACUCAGGCUGGCCCCACCGGCGCCUCAGCAAGACCACAGCCAUUCUGCUGGCCGUCACCACCGUCUUCAUCAUCCUCUGGGCUCCACGGACCGUUGUCAUGAUCUACCACCUCUAUGUGGCCUCCGUCAGACAGAACUGGGAAGUCCACCUCGCAAUGGACGUUGCCAACAUGGUGGCCAUGCUCAACACCUCCCUCAACUUCUUCCUCUACUGCUUUGUCAGCAAGACUUUCCGGCGCACUGUCUAGGAGGUGCUGGCGUCUAUCCAGCUCCCAUGCACCCAA
Zootoca vivipara (common lizard) is the source of this 918-nucleotide messenger RNA. It is a transcript of the gene GPR142, whose product is annotated as G protein-coupled receptor 142. The record is from RefSeq and is a predicted model, not a curated record. Gene Ontology annotation, cellular component: plasma membrane. Gene Ontology annotation, molecular function: G protein-coupled receptor activity. Gene Ontology annotation, biological process: G protein-coupled receptor signaling pathway. NCBI's taxonomy places the organism in Eukaryota, Metazoa, Chordata, Lepidosauria, Squamata, Lacertidae.